GAACCCUAAACCCCUGCAAACCUAGUUCUAAAACCUCCGAGGCUGAUAAACCCUAGCUUUUGGGAAAACCCUAAUUUAUCCGUUUCCUGUGAAAUUGGUUUUGAGUUUUGCGUUUUCGAAACCCCGAGAAUCUCUUUCUUCAAAUCCAAUUCUUAUGAAAACAAAAACCGGCUUUUAAAACCUUUAAUUCUUCGCUGUUUUGAAAAGUUUUUUGCAGUUCGUUUCUGAACGAUAUUAUAUAUAAAAUUUUGGUUCCUUGAGUCGGCGUUUGUAUUGUGGUUUUUCGUUUCUGAAAUUACUUAAAGUACAUAUUUUUCAAACCUAAAUAUAUAUAUUGUUAGUAUAGUUUAAUACUCUUAAUACUUGAACUUUCAAAUGGCCAUUGAUGGUAGUUUCAGCUUGGAAUCAGCACUGGGGAGGUUUCUUGCUCGGUGCCCGGAGCUCCAAUCUUCUCCAAACUUUGAUUUUCUGUCCAAAAAGGGAGAUGGUGUGACUGAAGAUGAAGUGGUCAAAGCGCUAGUUGGGGUGUUCUUACAUCCAAAAUUUACGAUUCCUUUGAUUGGAUGUUUCCGUCCAAUAGCUCAGAAGAUCGUGGGCAAAGCUGUCGAUUUGUUUCGGCUUGUGCCGAAUUUGGGGUCUAAUUUUGAUGGGGGAUCGGUUUCAAAAUUUUGCAGAGCUACUAGUUUAAAAGAGGUUGAUAAUGUUAUUGAGUUUUACAAUGGAGCUGGGAGGGGUCUAGAUCUCCAUGAGCUUGCUUGUCUAGCCUUCUGUCGAUCCCUUGAACUGGAUCCUUUCUUGUGGGAGUCUAUAGUAGGUUAUUUUCAAUUUUCUCCACCUCCAUUUCAACGUGUUCUGCUGGGACCAAAAGUUUCUGAUCUCCGUGUUGAGGAUGGAACUAGGGUAUUGCUAGCCGUAGGGGUGUCCUACCGCCUCCUCAUAGUGAAGUAUGACUUUUUCUCUAAACUUCAGAAAUGGUCCUGUUUCCUGGACCUUGUGGAGCAGUGUGCAAAACUUGACCUGCAAGAUAGUACUUCAGAAGUUGUGAAGGUUAUCAAAGACAUAAGAUGGUGUGGGCUACAAAUAAUUUCCCUCAUUCUUAAGUUAAGUUGUAAAGCAACGGAGAACUUGGGUAUUACAGAUGAGGACGCGUUUUCAUGUUUCUUGCGAUGGGAGGAAUUCUGUCAGGACGUAUCAUUAGAAAGCGCUGGCUGGUAUGUUGAAUCAUCCAAACCAAAUGAAUCUGUGGAUGGAAGCAGUAUUUGCUGUCACAAAAGCAGUCUGCAGUCUUUUGGCCUUAAUUCUGGGUCUGCUACUUCAUCUCAAUGUUAUGUGAUUGACCCACAAGCAAAGCGCCAAAGGGAUGAGAGAUCAACUGGCGAUCCGUUUGUUGUGACAUCAGCAAUGAAGAGAACUGUUGAGAUGGUGCUGUUAGCUGUGAAGCAAAGGCUGCCCGUUCUUCUGUAUGGUCCCACUGGCAGUGGGAAAUCUGCUCUCAUCAGCAAGUUGUCCCAGGAUAGUGGCAAUCAAGUUCUAUCAAUUCACAUGGAUGAUCAAAUUGACGGUCGAACAUUAAUUGGAAGUUACGUCUGUACGGAAAAACCUGGUGAAUUUAGAUGGCAGCCAGGGUCACUUACUCAGGCUGUUUCUAAAGGGUAUUGGGUUGUCUUCGAGGAUAUAGACAAAGCACCAUCUGAUGUGCGUUCUGUUAUAUUACCUUUACUGGAAGGUGCAAACCUGUUUGCAACUGGGAACGGACAGGAGAUCACGGUGGCAGGAAGUUUUCGGAUUUUUUCCACUAUUUCAACUCUUAAUCUUGAUGCUUCGUGCAUUUCGGGAGGUCGGAAUUCACUUUCCCUUUUUUUCAAAGUGAAGGUUCAACCCUCAACUAGCGAGGAGUUGCAAAGCAUAGUGAAAGAAUGGGAUCCAAGUUUAGAGCCUCUUGCUCUGAAACUCACAGAAACAUUUGAAAGGAUUAACACUGCCACAUUACAACAAAGUGGUGGAUUUCAAUCUGGAAGUUCCGCUUCUGUUUAUUACCAAAGUAGAUUCUCAUUAAGGGAUCUCCUCAAAUGGUGCAAACGAAUAGCAGGCCUCAACUUUAUAUUUCAGGGAGAUAAUUUAUCUUAUAAGAACCGUUCUUGUAUCUAUCAGGAGGCGGUUGACAUAUUUGCGGCCUUCUCAACCUCUACGAAGAAUCGCUUAGCUUUGAUGCAAGAGAUCUCCAGGUUGUGGUUGUGGGAAUCAACGAUUCCAGACACCUUAUACCCUUCUAAUAAGCCGGAAGUCCAGGAUUCAAAUCCGUUGGAUUUAAGAGUUGGUCGAGUUUCCCUACCUCGAGCAAAAGAAAAGACUCAAACAACUUCGCGUGGUAAGAAGAAACCUUUUGUUGAGAUUCGUAGUUCCGUUCACUCGCUUGAAAGAAUUGCUGCAUCUGUAAAUUGGAAUGAGCCUGUUCUCUUGGUUGGAGAAACUGGGACAGGAAAGACGACACUGGUACAGGAUCUGGCUAUGAGGCUUGGUCAGAAGCUAACAGUUUUGAACUUAAGUCAGCAGAGUGAUGUUGCUGACUUACUAGGGGGAUACAAGCCUAUGGACAUGAAAUUUAUAUACAAUCCCCUGUAUAAAGAGUUUCAUGAUCUAUUCUCUGAAUCGUUUGAUUUGCAGGUUAAUUUCAAAUUUUUUUGGGAGCUAGAUAAUGCUCUUAAGAAGGAGAAUUGGGAAAGGUUAGUGAAAGGUUUUGGGCUCGGCGCUAAAAGGUUUUUCCAGAAAGUCGAAGCAGCUAGAUCUGUGUCAGUUGGACAGUCUGGAAAAAAGCGCAAGAAAGCUCUAGUUGAGGAUCGAAUUAAAGCCUGGGAAAAAUUUUCACUGAAAGUAGAGAAUGCAAGUGCACAUGGAAUGAUAUUUUCAUUUGUGGAAGGAGCUUUUAUAACUGCACUGGAAAAAGGUGAGUGGAUUUUGCUUGAUGAGGUGAAUUUAGCUCCUCCAGAGACUUUGCAGAGGGUUAUCAGCGUGCUGGAAGGAGAGCAUGGAUCACUUUGUUUAGCAGAAAGAGGGGAUAUUCACUACAUAAAACGACAUCCCAACUUCCGAUUAUUUGCUUGUAUGAAUCCUGCAACUGAUGCUGGCAAACGAGAUUUGCCCUUCUCUUUGAGAAGCAGAUUUACUGAGUAUUUUGUUGAUGAUGUACUGGAUGACGAGGAUCUAAUUCUAUUUGUUCACCAAUAUUUGGGUGGCAAAGAUUCCAAAGUAAAGAAUAUUGUGUCUUUCUAUAAAAAAUCCAGGAAACUAGCUGAAGAAAAGCUGCAGGACGGAGCUAAUCAAAAACCGCAAUAUAGCUUAAGGUCUCUCUACCGUGCUCUAGAAUAUACGACAAGGGCAGAAAGAGAAUUUGGAUUUGAAAAGGCAAUGUAUGAUGGGUUCUGUAUGUUUUUUCUCACUUUGUUGGAUAGCAGCAGUUCAUUGGUUAUGAAAAAUGAGAUCUUGAGUUCUUUGUUAGAUGGAAAAAUUCCAGAUGAAGUACCUUAUAUUAAGUACCUGAGUAACUCAACUAUUGAAGGGAGGUCUGACAACUCUAAGAAGUAUACCGAAACUAAAAGUGUUGAGGAGCGUCUCAGGAAUUUGGCUCGUGCUAUUUGGAUAAAGAAAUACCCUGUUUUAUUGCAGGGACCUACAUCUAGUGGCAAAACUAGCCUUGUUCAGCAUCUUGCUGCAAUAACAGGUCAUGAAUUUGUACGAAUCAAUAAUCAUGAACAUACAGAUUUGCAGGAAUAUCUCGGUUCCUACAUAACAGAUGCUACUGGGAAGCUUGUGUUCCAUGAAGGUGUACUUGUGAAAGCUGUACGAAAUGGUUAUUGGAUAGUUCUGGAUGAGCUUAACUUGGCUCCGUCUGAUGUGCUGGAAGCAUUGAACAGACUACUGGAUGAUAAUAGAGAGCUUUUCGUGCCUGAAUUGCAGGAAACCAUUCAUGCACAUAAAAACUUUAUGCUUUUUGCGACUCAAAAUCCACCUGGUUUUUAUGGUGGGCGGAAAAUGCUUUCCCGAGCUUUUCGCAAUCGUUUUGUAGAGAUACAUGUUGAUGAAAUUCCUGAAACUGAUUUGAUUGAAAUCUUGCGAAAGCGGCAGCCUGAUGUUACUGAAAUAAGGUCUCAGAAAAUGAUUAAAGUGAUGACGAUAUUGCAAAAGAAAAGGCAAACGAGUAAAGUUUUUGCUGGGAAACAUGGGUUCAUUACUCCGCGUGAUCUGUUCCGAUGGUCUGAUCGUUUCGCACAACUUGGUGGUCGUGAUCAGGUGGAUUUGGCCCGAGAUGGUUAUUAUCUUUUGGCAGAGAGGCUUCGUGAUGAAGGCGAGAAAUGUGUUGUUAGAGAAGUUCUAGAAAAAGAAAUGGGUGCCAAACUUGUUGAAGACAACUUGUAUCUUCAGGAAUGUGUUCCCAGCUUUCCUGAUGGUGUUGAAAUUCCCAAGAAUCUUCAAAAUUGGACUAAAAGUAUGCGAAGAUUGUACUUCCUAGUGGAGCGUUGCUAUAAAAUGCGAGAACCUGUACUUCUUGUUGGUGAAACGGGGGUUGGGAAGACAACUGUCUGUCAAUUGCUGAGUAUUCUUCUGGGUUCAAAAUUACACAUUCUGAACUGUCAUCAAUACACCGAAACCUCUGACUUUCUCGGGGGGUUUUAUCCUAUUCGCGAAAGGUCGAGAUUAACAUUGGAUUUUAAAAAAGCAAUUGAAGAAUUGUUGAUGACACAGGUUUUUAAGCGGUUCCAUCUGGACUCUACUGUCUCUUCGGACAUAGGUCAAGCCUCUGCAACAUUGUCUAAUCUGAACAAGACGAUAAAAGCUUACAAAAAGGGUCCGAUUUUGAAUCCUGAUGUCACCAAUGAAGAUGUGAUGACUUUGGAAAGGAUAAUAUUGAAGCUAUCUGAGAUGCACCAAAAGUGGCAGAAAAUGUUUGAAUGGUUGGAUGGGCCCCUUGUGCAGGCAAUGAGGAGUGGUGAUCUCUUUCUUGUGGAUGAGAUUUCCUUGGCUGAUGAUAGUGUACUUGAGAGGUUGAAUAGUGUCUUGGAAACAGAGAGAACACUGUCUUUAGCUGAGAAAGGAGGUCCUGAUCUGGAGAAAAUUGUUGCUCAUGAGAAGUUCUUUUUGCUUGCGACAAUGAAUCCUGGUGGUGAUUUCGGUAAGAAGGAACUAUCUCCUGCUCUUCGUAAUCGGUUCACAGAGCUAUGGGUUCCCCCUAUAGAUGAUAGAGGUGAGCUUAAAAGUAUUGCAUCUCAGAGGUUGUCACCUGAAUUCUCAUCCAUUUUGGAUCCUUUGCUGAACUUCUGGGAGUGGUUCAACCAUCUAAAGUCAGGAAGAACACUUACUGUGAGAGAUCUACUAUCUUGGGUGGAUUUUGUUAAUGUGACUGGAAUCAAGUUAGGACAUGUGUAUGCAUUCCUUCAUGGGGCAUUCCUUGUUUUGCUUGAUGGACUGAGUUUAGGUACUGAAACUUCGAAAGGGAACAGCAAUGAUGUAAGGGAGCAUUGCUGGUUGUUCCUUUUGGAAGAAUUGAAGGUAGCAGAGGAAAAACUUAGUGAAUUGGACUUCAAAAAACUUUCAAAAAUGCAAAACUAUGGUUGGGGCGCUCGUGAAACAAUUAAACAGGAUUCAUCCAGUGGUAGCAUGCAGUGUGACAACAUUUUUGGUGUGGAUCCUUUCUAUGUAGAGAAAGGUUCUGAAAGUUGUGACACUGAGGGGUUUGAAAUGUUGGCACCUACCACCAGGAAAAAUGUCUUGCGGGUACUGCGAGCUAUGCAGCUUCCGAAACCUGUUCUAUUGGAAGGUAGUCCAGGUGUUGGGAAAACAAGUUUGAUUGUUGCAUUGGGCAAGUUUUCUGGUCACAAAGUUGUCAGGAUAAAUUUGUCCGAGCAGACUGAUAUGGCGGACCUGUUGGGCUCAGACUUACCGGUUGAAAGUGAUGAAGGAUUGAAGUUUGCGUGGUCUGAUGGGAUCCUAUUACAGGCUUUGAGAGAAGGUUCGUGGGUUUUGCUUGAUGAACUUAAUCUUGCUUCACAAUCUGUAUUGGAGGGUUUAAAUGCUAUUCUGGAUCAUCGAGCUGAAGUUUUCAUUCCAGAGUUAGGCUAUACUUUUAAGUGUCCCUCGUCCUUCAGAAUAUUUGCUUGCCAAAACCCUUCCCAUCAAGGUGGAGGCAGAAAAGGCCUUCCAAAGUCCUUUCUCAACCGUUUCACUAAGGUGUAUGUGGAUGAGUUAAUUGAGGAUGAUUAUCAGUUUAUCUGCAGUUCCCAUUAUCCAUCAAUUGACAGAACUCUGCUUUCAAAACUGAUUGUGUUUAAUAAACGGAUGUACGAAGAAACCAUGGUGUAUCACAAAUUUGCUCUGGAUGGUUCUCCUUGGGAGUUUAAUCUACGAGAUGUGAUUCGAUCGUGUCAACUCAUACAGGAUGCACCCUUUAUGUCCAAGGAGUAUUGCUUCCUGGACAUUGUUUAUGUUCAAAGGAUGCGUACAGAAUCAGACCGUAGAAAAGUCCUACAGUUGUAUGAGCAGAUUUUUGAGAGGAAGCCACAUAUAACUCCUUACCCACGAGUUCACCUCAGUUCUGGAUACUUAAUUGUUGGAAACACUUCCAUAAGAAGGAAUUGUGUUCAGUCAUCUAAACUUCCCAGCAGCACACUUAAAAUUUUGCCUGAAAUCCGUCAAAGCUUGGAAGCAACUGCACAAUGUGUAGAGAAUAAAUGGAUGUGUAUCCUGAUUGGUCCAGCAUCGUGUGGUAAGACCUCAUUGGUCAGGUUACUAGCUGAGCUCACAGGAAAUGUGCUGAAUGAAUUACAUCUUUCAUCUGGAACUGAUAUAUCAGAAAUACUUGGAUGCUUUGAACAAUAUAAUGCCUUCCGAAAUUUUCGCUUGGUUGUUGCUCAGAUUGACUCCUACGUAAAGGAGUGUUGCAAUUUGCGAUUAGAGUCCUCAAAGGAUGCAGUUUCACUUAGCAAAGGUUUUAUUCCCAGAUGGUUUAGUUUCUUGUCGAGCGUUAAUUGGGAUUCUAGUUUUACUUCUACUUUUCUCGAGGAUACAGGGAGAUUUUCCAGUUCUCUUGCUUUGUUAAUUGAAGUCAUUGACAAUCUAAAGUUGGUUAUAACUGGGGCAAGCAAAGAUCUUGAUGAACUUAGGAUGACAACUAUCAAGUUGCAAAACGGUUAUGAGAAGGGGCCAAUUUCGGCAAAGUUUGAAUGGGUUACGGGAGUAUUGAUAAAGGCUGUAGAGCGUGGAGAGUGGAUUGUUCUAGAGGAUGCAAAUUGUUGUAAUCCCACGGUACUUGAUAGGAUCAAUUCUUUGGUUGAGCUGUCUGGAUCAAUUACAAUUAAUGAGCGUGGGGUUGUGAAUGGAAAACCACUUGUUAUUCAACCGCAUCCUAAUUUUCGAAUGUUCCUGACUGUAAACCCAACUUAUGGUGAAGUAUCCCGAGCAAUGAGGAACAGAGGAGUUGAAAUAUUUAUGAUGCAGCCGUAUUGGCUACUUGGCGAGAGUAGCAGAUUCAGUCGUGACCGUGAGGGUACUGAACUAAAUGAUGUAAAAAGAUUCCUUGUUCUUUCAGGCAUUCCCUUUGCCAAAUUAGUGCAUUCAAUGGCCAAAUCACAUAUCUAUGCUAGAGGAGAAGGAUUACGUUCUGGUGUUUCCAUCACAUAUCUUGAGCUUUCCCGAUGGGUUCAGUUGUUCAAACAACUUCUAAUGAAUGGAAGCCAGCCUUUGUGGAGCCUUCAGACAAGCUGGGAGCAUAUAUAUCUCAGUACACUGGGUGACGUUGUCGGAAGAAAUGCAAUUAGUCAUGUCAAAUACACAUAUUUACUGGUAACUGAAUUGUGUGAAUCUAAGUUGUCAAUGCACCCAUCUUUGUGUUUGCCUGGAGGAUGGCCAGCGCCAUUAAAGCUGAGGGAUAUUGCAUGGAACACGAAAGAAGCUCGUGUGAAGACUAACUGCAUGUACCUCGAGUUCCUGGGGGGCAAGUACGCAUCAUACCAAUUACAACUCGCAAGUAGUAGGUGCUCUAUGCACCAGGAUUCAACUGCUCGCGAACUAGUGACUUACUUGAGGGGUACAGGGAUGCUAAAUGAAACUAUGGUUCACAGGGCUUCCCCCUUUUUGACCUUAAACUCUGUGGAGAAUGCUGAGGUUGAUAAGGCCUUAGCAAAGGUUGAGAAAAAGCUACUUUUUGCUGCCAAAUGGGCCAUUGAACAAGCUACUGAAAGUGAUCUCAAGCUGUACCUUCUAUGGUUUAACUCAUAUUGUUCUCAAUUACAGUGCUUCCCUCAGUUCAAGCAUUUUGUGGAUUCUAUUAUACAAAGUAAGAAGCAUCGUAUUUGGGAAUACAUGUCCCUUCGAUAUCAUGACCUUGCGUCUAUUCACAAAGUAGAAUUUGAAAACCAGCUGAUACCACUGCUCUCAUUUGAGUUGGUGGAUGCAAUUGAGUCAAAUGACAGGUCCAAUUAUCAAAAGUGUUUUCACAAUGCUUUGAAUUUUGUAAUGCAACUGAGGCUCACUUAUCAACAGUGGAAUACUGAGAAAAGCUAUGAUUAUAGUAAAGCUCACCUGCUAAAUAAAGGUCGUUACUUAGAAGUGUUACAAUCUUUGCAGAAGUUGGAGGGGGAAUUCCUUUCUAAGUUUGCUGAUUCAUCUGUCAUGCUAAUUGAGUCCCCAUCUUUUGAUGCACUCAUUCAGUUGUACACUGACCUUCUUGAGGAUCAUAUAUUAUUUUGGAAAGGUUUGAAGUCAUCUGACUCGGAUAUGUUGCUAAUCUUUUGGCGAUUGGUGUUGAAGCAUGCUGCAAAAUUGAAGGACUUCUUUCCUGAAGCAGUGUAUAAUCUGCUGAAAGAGAGCGGGAAGCUGGAAAGUUCUUUGCUUUUCCACUCAAAGAAGUCCUUGCUGUGGGUUUAUGGCGGUCACCCAAUUUUGCCUUCUUCUGUUAGAAUAUUUGAAAAGCAGCUUCAGAUUUUGGAACUUUGCGAGUCGGUUUGGCCAACACGAGCAAGAUUAUUUGUCCAUGAGAAUGAUCCUGUGAUUGGGGUUGCAUCCUCAAGUUCUGAUCUCCGCUCCCUUGUGUUGGAAGGUAUUUCCAUGUCGUCAUGUAUCACGGGUAAAUCUGAUUCUUAUGAGGAUGAGGACCAAGUUGUUCAACGGCUGGAUGGAAUUUAUCAGAGUCUUUUGCAAAUGUUAAAGGAAAGAGUCAAAUUGAAGGAGGCUUCAAGGUCAAAAAAAGUUUUGUCCGAAGUGACUGCAUCUGUUUGUUGUUCUAUUGGUGACGAGGCAUUAGGUCAGACAUUUGGGCAUGGCUGUUGGCAGGACACAUAUCCUCUGACUGAUAGUAAAAGCUUUGCCCUGGAUAUGAAACUACUCCAGGAUCUAUCAUCUAUCAUUCUGGUCAAUAGAGAAGAAAAACAGCUGGAAUUGGCCAAAAUAUUGAACCAUCUGAAGUAUGCAUUGACAUUCUCAGUGAACAAUUCAUCUAGACCCCCUCAAAUGUUUCUUCCCCAUCAGAAGAUUUUCUGGAUAAUGGAUUUGUGGAGUUCAGUUGAUUCAGUGAAUACAAAAAUUUCCAGCUUUGUACUCGAGAUGUGGUUUCGGUGGCAUCAAUCCUUGUGGAUUUAUUGCCCAGUUUCUGUCGAGAGCUUCUUAAGCACAGCUGUUUACGAUAUUCAAGUACGUGAUAUUCCAGUACCUGAUGUGCUGAUUCACCCUGUGGUAACAGCAACAGUCUUCCAGAUACUGAAAAGCACAUCUUCUAUCAAGGAUUAUGUUGUGGGCUCUCUGAAGCUUAGAGCUGCAUCGUGUAAUCUAUGGCGCAGCUCUCUCCCAGGAGCAAAUUUACCUUGUUUUCUACUAUCCACUGCUCGUUCUCUGUUCCAGCAGAUUAUAUAUGCACACGAGAAGUCUUUUGACUCUGACCAAUUCGCUAAGAUCAAGUCAACUUUAGAGCAAGGAACCGGUGUUGUGGGAUCUCUUAUUUCAGAGUCAAGUCAUCAUGGUCUGAGGGAGUCGGUGGAUAUGUUUAUUGAGCCACUGCUUCGAAACCUCUAUCCCCAUUACUCAUCUAAAGAGGUUGGCUUUAUUCAAGGCUGUGUUUGGCUGCGUCUUGGGAUAUUACGUCUUAAUCUAUUGCUGUGCUGUGAUGAUUUGGAUCCUGCCAUGAAAUACCAUUGCAAGAAUUCACUGUUAGCAGAGAAAAUAUCGUCGCUGAAACUUGAAAUUAAGGUUCGGCAAAAAAGUGAAUAUUUGGCCGGGCAGAUUUCUACAAGAUAUUCUCAUGAAAAAAGGUCACAGGCGUUGAACAAGCUUGAAGUGGAGCACAAAAAGCUACAGAGAAAGAUUGUGUUCCGCUCUGACUACCGGAAAUUUAAAGGCUUGAAACAAGAAUGUAACAAGUUUCUUGAACGUGUCACAUCUGAUGAAUUUUUUCAGCAUGUUACAUCUGAUAUGUUUUGCAAACACAUUUCAUGUUCAGAAGUUUCAGUUGGUAGUGUUGAUGCCAUUAAUUUACAACAGAUUCUUGACCAAGGCAUUAACUGGCAGAAAAUGGCAACUGGUUUUAUUGAACAACUAUUAUCAGAUGAGUACCGUGAGUACACAGAUUUUGUUCAACCAGUUCUGGUUGCAUUAUAUGAAAUUAAAUUGGGCUUGGCGCUGAUUCUGUCUGGCAUCACACAAAAGAUAAUCCUAAGUAGAGUUGAGAUGGCCAAUACAGAUAUGCUUAUGGGAUCACUUUGCUCAUUCAUGAGAUUCCCCCGGGUAUCAGUUCCGAAGACCAUUUCUAUUGACUUAAACAGUGGUUCGAGCGAAUUUCCCUAUAACAUAGAAAUUCCUACAAUCUUGAAUGCUGAUGACAUAAGUCAUCUUGAGAAGUUGAUCACCUUUUCCAGUGGUGGUCUGAGCGAUGAUAUGAUAUCUGUUUCACAACUUAAAGCUUCUCUGCACCGAAACAUUGUUGUCCGUGUUGCACAUUUCGUUGCUAAUGCGUGGCUGAUGGAUUAUGCAUCUUUUAUGGUAUUGGAUAAGAUAUUUAAUGUGUUUGCAAGUCGUUGGAUGAGUAUGAAGAUUCAAUCUAAAAAUGAAGAGGAAGCACAUUCUCAAAAAUUCAAGUUUAAGCCUCGUGCAUUAAAACUUGAGAGUAUAAUUGAUCUCAACAUAUCAUCUCUUGGGAAGUUAUUUGCAAAUGAAAGCUUCUUAGAAUGGAAGGAAUUUCUUUCUAAAGAUAUGCCUAUUGAAAGGGAGGAAGAUUUGAAAGAACAAGAAGAUUUAGAUGAAGAAUGGAGUUUUAUGGAUGAUUCCCUUGUUAACGACGUGGUCAAUGCUCACAAUCAGUUAUUUGGUUCAUGUAAUCUCGUUCUAGCACCGGGUACUUUCCAUAUCAGCGAUCUGGACAAAACGCUUUCAUUCAUUGAUUCUCAUACGCUUGGAGUAGGGAUGAUCAAGGGUUUAGGGGGUUCAUUUCUUUCCAGUCUGGAUGCUGCACUUGCACCAGAGAAUCUGUUUCGUAUUUGUUUGGAGCAUGAGCAGAAGUUUGUUUCUUCUGAUACGUCAGUCCACAAAUAUAACUUUUACAAGGAUUCAAAUGCUCCGAAGAUGUAUGAAAUGGUGAAAUUGCUUACUGGUCUUCAACAGCGAAUUCAUACCCUUUUAAUUGAGUAUGAAGAUCAUCAUGAACUUCAGAAAAUCAUGAAUGCUGUUGAAAUGCUUAUGAAUAUUCCACUGAACACCUGCCUAGCUAAGGCCCUUUUAGGAUUGCAGUUUCUAAUUAACAAGCUCCAUACAUUACAAGAAAAUGGUUCACAAUUUGCGUUCUCUGAUCAAGUCAAGCCCAUUCGUGAACUGGUGUUCUCGUGGCAAAAGAUGGAGUUCAAUUCCUGGCCUGCCUUACUUGAUGAGGUGCAGGAUCAGUGUGAGGUUAAUGCUGGAAAGAUCUGGCUUUCGCUUUAUUCAGUUCUACGACCUUCUGAUGCUGUUGAAUACGAAGAAUCUACUACCCAUAGUUUGGAAGACUUCUUACGUUUAUCCAGUAUUGGUGAAUUUAGAAGGCGCCUUCAACUUCUUUUUGCUUUCCUUGGCCAAAUAACUACUGGUACAAACCUACAGGUUUAUUCAAGUGAUUGUGAGAAGAAAAAUGUAAAGAUUUUAUACAAUGCAUUUGGAUAUUACGUGCAAUUCUUACCAGGAAUUUUGGCACAUAUGGAUUCUAGUAGAAGGGAUAUAGAGAUGGAACUCAAGAAAGAACUCAAACUAUGCCAGUGGGAGCACUGUGAGAGUUUUCUGGACUUUGGGAAAGUCGAAAGCACAAGGAAGAAGCUGAAGAAGAUUAUAAAGAAGUACACUGUCCUACUUGAACAACCUGUAAUUGUUUUUCUUGAGCAAGAUAUUGUGAAGGGGGCUGAAUGCCUGCCUCAACAAGUUCAAAAGUUCCUCAUGGAUAAUGUGAACCCAAAAAUAGGGACGGCAGAUGCUGUUUUUGAUUUGACUGUGUUGAAUGACAAAGAUAGGUGUAUGUGGUACACUGAUUGGAUAAAAGAAGCAGAUUCUGCUAUGAAGAAUCUGAAGAAAUUACAGCCAGAUAGAACUCUUGAAUUUGCAUAUCCACAGUCUAAAGAACUCUGCUCAGACAUUGCUGCAAUACUAAGGCAGUGCCCAGCUUCUCUUGUCCCUUGUCCUUCAUACAAGGAGGAAUGGAGUGCUGUGUGGCUCACACUUCAAAAAAUAUUUAAAGAUGCAGUAGAUUGUUGUGAUUUGUGGAAGGAUGAAAGCAAGAGUCAAAAGAAGAGACGGGCUUUUUCUUGCCUUCUAAAUCUUUUAAAAAGCAGCGGGUUGUCAAGGGACAUUUUUAUAGAGGACGAAGUUAAAUCUUGGUGGUUUGUUCAUCCGUCAUAUGAUGUUCAGCAUGUGCUGCUGACACAAAGUCGACUGCCCAGUGGAGAUUCUGAUGCUGUUCUUGAUUUGACUAGUCAAAAUCUUGUUACUGAAUGGAAGACAACGAACGAAUACUACUUCAGUAGCGUAGCAUCUGUGCUUUUUACUCACAAACAGAAUGGAAGCCAAGAUCCUUUUCUUCACCAGCUCGUUGAAAUACAAAAAAAUCAGCAGGAAGCUGCCAACAAAUUUGCAGAGCAAAUGCGGGACUUGAAGGAAUGGAUUUCUACUCUGGAGAAGUUAUAUUCAGAUUCCACUGGUUUUGAUGAUGGAAGCGGUAGCAAGAUAUCUAUUGGUCAAAAUCAACGGGCCACCUUCAAAUGCAUGUGGCAGCAAAAGCAAUUAUUUGAUAGUUUGUGUGCCACAUCACAUGAUGAGUUGUUGUUGCUGAAGACAUUCCAGAAUACCCAUUUAAACAAUUGUCAAACUGUCAAGAAUGAAGUAAAUGAGUUUCUUACUUCUAUUGAGAAAUUUAUUCCAGUUCUGCAGAAAUCUAAGGAAUCUUUGGACAAUUGCCUUCUUGGCCCUGAGAGAGCUAUAAUGACGUUUUCUGGCUCCUCGCAAUUCUUUCUUGUUUCAAAGCAUAUGGAACAAUUGGUGUUCCAAAACUUCAAGGUUAUCAAGGCUUUUGAGGAUCAUCUUCUUGCUUUCCAUGGGAAAGAUGCAGAUAGAAGCUCGGUGAAAGAUAUUUUGCUUGGUCAUUUUGUAGACAUAAUUAAGAAGGGGAGGUUGAUGGAAAGGGAGUUCAAUUCAGUGAUAAUAAAUGAGAAAAAUGUUUCAGUUGGUACACAUGAUGAUGACGGCGGUGAACUCAAUUUUGCAUUUUGGAAAGCUCUAAGAGCUACAUUUGAACAUAUCAUUGGUGCGAUGCAAACAUUAGGUUCGCCAAGUAAUAGCCAUGUUCAUCCAGAUAAAUUGGGUCAUAUUAUGUCUUGGAAAAAGAUAUUUGACUCAUCAGUGAAAAUUUUGAGUUUGGACAAUUUGUGUGAUAAGCUCCGGACAACAAUCCUUUGUGCUGAAAAACUGGUGAAUCAUUGUGGUGGACGUUCUCCGAAUGCUUUGCUCCAAAUCGAAGUGCAGUUUGAGCAUCUACAUUUCUGUUUGGACAUAUUGUGGAAGUUUGGUCAUGCUCUGUUGAAAGAACUUUUAGCUAUGUGCAAAACUGUAUCUUUAACCAUUCACAUGCUUGCAAAUGUUUUGGCUUUAUAUUCAAAGGGAUCUGGGGUCUCUUCUGAAGACCAGGAGGAGGAUGUUACUGGUAAUACAUCUCAAGAUAAAACUGGAACGGGUAUGGGGGAGGGUGUAGGACUGAAUGACGUCAGUGAUCAGAUCACUGAUGAAGAUCAACUUCUUGGAACUGAUAAGGCCAGCGAAGAACAAGAUGCUGCAGGUGAAGUCCCAAGUAAAAAUGAUAAGGGGAUAGAGUUUGAGGAGGAUUUUCAAGCUGAUGCAUUUAGUGUCAGUGAGGACUCUGAAGAAGACGCAAAUGAAGAUGAUGAAGAUCAGCAGUUAGAGUCUAAAAUGGGAGAAACUGGAGCUAAUGGUGAAACUGUUGAUGAAAAACUAUUUGAUAAGGAUGAGGAUGAAAAUCUCGAUAAUACUAAUGAGAAGUAUGAAUCUGGAAAUUCAGUUAGAGAUAAAGAUCCAAGUUCUAGAGAGCUUAGAGCCAAGGAAGACUCUGCUGCCACGGCCGACGAACCUGGAGAUCUUGAUUUAAAUAAACUGGAUGAAGAAAAUGGUGAGACUGGAAGCCAGGAUGAUCUAAAUGAUGGAGAGAAUGCGGAUGAUAUGAACUUAGACAAACAAGAAGCAGUUGUAGAUCCUACAGGAUUAGAGCCCGAGGAGUUGAAUCAAAAUUCUGAUGAAACUGAACCUAUGGAGGUUGAUUCUGAAAUGCAUGAUGAGAAUGCGGAGAAUGAGAACCAUGAAGAAGAACAAGCAAUCUCAACUGAUGAAAUCAUGGGAGAGGCAGAGACCGAACAAACGGAUGCAACUCCUGAAAAUGAGGAUCAUGAAGAUAAUACUGAGAUGAAUUCAGAAUUAAGCAAGGAUGAGUUAGAACUGGGAGUACCUGAUUCACAGAGGGAUAUGCCCAACACAGAAUCUUCAACACAACCAAAUGGUAACAUGAAAGCAUCAGAUCCAGGAGAUGUAGCACCAGAGUUGAAUUGGGCAAAUAGCAAUGAUAUUCAUACUGAGCUUACUCCUGUGAGUGGUUUACCUUCUAGAAAUACUUCAGAGCUGGAUAUGAUGGUUUCUGAGGCGUCAAAUAAUGGGACAAAUGUUGGUGAGCAACCAAAAUGUCAACUUCCUAGGCAAGAAUCUUCAUCGGAUAAAAAAACUGAGCCAAACCCUUUCCGUAGUGUCGGGGAUGCACUCAAGGACUGGGAGAAAAAAGUUAGAGUAUCUGUCGAUCUCCAGGAAAACAACAUGGAGGUACAGGAUGAAAUUGGGAACGAAAUUGAGAAUGAAAAUGCAGAUGAGUUUGGAUACGUUUCUGAGUAUGAAAAGGGGACAGCUCAGGCUUUCGGACCUGCAACAUUUGAGCAGAUUGACAAAAAUGUAGAUGGUAAUAAGUCCAACGCCGAUGAAGAUGAUCCUUCAACGCAUAAAGAUGGCCCUGUUGAGAUGGAAAUUGAGAAGCAAAAAGUAGAACCACAGCCUAACCGGAGUCGUACUCAAGUGCUAAAGGAUAAGACCGAGGACCAGAUGCGUCUCUCUGGUGCAGAAGAAUUGUCUGGUGAUCAAUCUCAAGAAAUUCAUAGCCAUCGUGACGGUCAAAGCAUGGUAGAGGACGUGGUCUCUGUCAAGAAAUCCUACUUUAGUGACAUAAAGCAGCUCAGUGAACUUUCCGUAAAUGAUGGUGACAUGGGAACUCAAGAUCCUGAGGAAAUUUCUGAUGAUGUUAUGGGCAAUGCUACUGCUGUUUGGAGAAGAUGUGAGCAGACCACGACAAGAUUGUCACAGGAGUUGGCGGAACAAUUGCGUCUUGUCAUGGAGCCUAAUCUUGCCAGCAAGCUCCAAGGGGAUUAUAAGACUGGCAAGCGGAUUAACAUGAAGAAGGUGAUUCCAUACAUAGCCAGUCAUUAUCGGAAAGAUAAAAUAUGGCUGAGACGGACCCGGCCUAACAAACGUGAUUAUCAAGUUGUCAUUGCUGUUGAUGAUUCCCUUAGUAUGUCUGAAAGUGGCUGUGGUGAUGCUGCUAUCGAAGCUCUGGUGACAGUAUGUCGUGCAAUGUCCCAACUAGAGAUGGGGAGCCUUGCUGUUGCAAGCUUUGGAAAGAAAGGUAACAUAAGGGUGCUGCAUGACUUCGAUCAGCCUUUUACUGGAGAAACCGGAAUCAAGAUGAUCUCGAGUUUGUCAUUCAAGCAGGAGAAUACUAUUGCUGAUCAACCAGUUGUUGAUGUGUUGAAGUAUCUGAACACCAAGCUCGAUGAAGCGGUUGCAAGAGCACGCCUCCCCUCAGGAUGGAAUCCACUACAACAGCUCAUUUUGAUAAUCGGAGAUGGCCGGUUCCACGAGAGGGAGAACUUGAGGCGGUGUGUUAGGGAUGCUUUGGCUAAGAAGCGUAUGGUUGCAUAUUUGGUUCUUGAUAACUCACCAGAUGGUUCCAUUAUGGACCACAAGGAAUAUUCUUUUGAGGGUGGGUGCAAACUGGUAAAUUACAUGGACUUUUUCCCAUUCCCAUUCUACAUUGUACUGAGGAACAUUGAAGCACUUCCUAGGACUCUUGCUGAUUUGCUGAGACAGUGGGUUGAGCUUAUGCAGUACACAAGGGACUAACCUAAUCAUUCGGUGUGAGCUGCAAAGAUCGCGUUGAGUGGCGCAAAAGGUCAUAUUAACCCUUCAUAGCAGGUUAACCAGGGAAUGAGGAUGAUGCGUAUUGUGUAUAAUGUAACUUGUAUAGGAAACAAUUAGAGUCAUCAUCAGUGAAGAUGAACAAAUUUUUAACUUUAUUCACUUUUUUUUCUGGUGAGAAAGAUCAUUCUUAAUUUGAGUAAUGUUUUAUUGGUGUUGUGUGGUAA
Molecule: messenger RNA, 16958 nt
Organism: Pyrus x bretschneideri (Chinese white pear)
Lineage: Eukaryota; Viridiplantae; Streptophyta; Magnoliopsida; Rosales; Rosaceae
Product: midasin
Biological process (GO): rRNA processing; ribosomal large subunit assembly
Cellular component (GO): nucleus; preribosome, large subunit precursor
Molecular function (GO): ATP hydrolysis activity; ATP binding
Source: RefSeq, a predicted model, not a curated record